UAAACAGCUGUUCUAAAAUUUGAGCUUCGUAGUAGCGUCUGCUAUCCGCCGCGUUUGUUUUGCUGUUCCCAAAAAAUUUGCAUCGGAGGAGGAUUUCAAGAUGGCUGGAUCAUUUGUGAUAACUAGAGUUUCUCUACUUUCAAAAAAUAGUCUAGGAAGUAUUGGAGUUCCUUCUCUGACUGUUGCACAGUCAAGACAUUUUGCUGAUGCCCCUCCAACUCAGACCAAAACAAAGUUUGGUCCUCUAAGCGAUGCAGAUCGUAUCUUCACUAACUUGUAUGGACGACAUGACUGGAGGUUGAAGGGAGCUCUCAAGCGUGGAGACUGGUACAAGACCAAAGAGAUAUUAGUGCGAGGACCUGACUACAUUCUCAAUGAGGUAAAGACCUCAGGACUCAGAGGUCGUGGAGGGGCUGGCUUUCCUUCUGGCAUGAAGUGGAGUUUCAUGAAUAAGCCAUCUGAUGGCAGGCCCAAGUAUCUUGUGGUGAAUGCUGAUGAGGGGGAGCCAGGCACCUGCAAGGACAGAGAGAUCAUGCGACACGACCCCCACAAGCUGGUGGAGGGCUGUCUGGUCGCCGGUAGGGCUAUGGGAGCCAAGGCCGCUUAUAUCUACAUCCGUGGAGAGUUCUACAACGAGGCUUCCAACAUGCAAGUAGCCAUCAGUGAGGCCUACCAAGCAGGGCUGAUCGGAAAGAACGCCUGUGGCUCAGGAUUUGACUUCGACGUGUUUAUGCAUCGUGGCGCCGGUGCCUACAUCUGCGGUGAGGAGACAGCUCUCAUCGAGUCUCUGGAGGGUAAGCAGGGCAAGCCCCGCCUGAAGCCCCCAUUCCCCGCCGACGUGGGUGUGUUCGGCUGCCCCACCACUGUUGCCAACGUGGAGACAGUCGCAGUUGCUCCAACCAUCUGUAGGCGAGGCGGAUCAUGGUUUGUGGGGCUGGGUCGCCCACGUAACUCUGGUACGAAGCUGUUCAACAUCUCUGGGCACGUCAACACACCCUGCACCGUGGAGGAGGAGAUGUCCAUCCCUAUGAAAGAGUUAAUAGAGAGGCACGCUGGGGGCAUCAUCGGGGGCUGGGACAACCUGUUGGCUGUCAUCCCAGGUGGCUCAUCCACACCACUUAUCCCCAAGAGCGUUUGCGAGGAUGUCCUCAUGGACUUUGAUGGUCUGGUGGCGGCGCAGACCAGCUUGGGAACAGCAGCACUCAUCGUCAUGAACAAGCAGACGGACGUGGUGAAGGCGAUCGCUCGACUCAUCAUGUUCUACAAGCAUGAGUCCUGUGGGCAGUGCACACCAUGCCGUGAGGGCAUCAGUUGGAUGAACAAGCUCAUGUACCGCUUCGUCGACGGAAAUGCUCGCCCUGAAGAGAUUGACAUGCUUUGGGAACUGAGCAAGCAGAUUGAGGGACACACCAUUUGUGCGCUGGGUGACGGUGCAGCCUGGCCUGUACAGGGGCUUAUCCGGCACUUCAGACCUGAGCUGGAAGAACGAAUGAAGAGGUUCCAUGAGCAGAAGGCAGCAGCUCGAAAUUAAUAUUGUAGAUAUUAGAAACCGUCAAGGAUAGAUCACAUCAGCUCCGAUAAAAAUCACUCUUUAAUGUUAUUUAUUAUAAUGUCAUCUUAAAUAUCCAUGUGAUUUUACGAGCUGAAUAAAUAUGAUAUUGGUUUUUGUUUCA
This is a messenger RNA of Homalodisca vitripennis (glassy-winged sharpshooter), 1673 nucleotides long. RefSeq names its product NADH dehydrogenase [ubiquinone] flavoprotein 1, mitochondrial (gene ND-51). The transcript is spliced from 9 exons. Gene Ontology annotation, biological process: mitochondrial electron transport, NADH to ubiquinone. The record is from RefSeq and is a predicted model, not a curated record. NCBI's taxonomy places the organism in Eukaryota, Metazoa, Arthropoda, Insecta, Hemiptera, Cicadellidae. Bases 101 to 1531 code for a protein of 476 amino acids. Gene Ontology annotation, molecular function: NAD binding; 4 iron, 4 sulfur cluster binding; FMN binding.